GUCCGGCAACAGCUGAUGCAAAAAUUGUAAACAAUUCCAAACAAUUUUCAUUCAAGAUGAAUGUAAAAGGGUAUUACACCUGGACCUACCCGGAUAUACCGGAAAAUGUGGCCCAGGAGCUGCAGCAGCUGAACAACUCACUGGUUGUCGUUGGAGUUGUGGGCCGAUCGAAUUGCGAUCAGGCUAAUAAAAUGGAAGCUUUCGGCAUGGAGCCUCCCAUGGAUCACAGAGCAAAAGAUGGCCAAAUACAGUGCUACUAUAAGCCGGGUACCUCCAGCCUGUUGCUCCAUUUCGAGUCAACAUACGACGAGGUGAUUCAAGGGCAGAUACUUGACGUCUACAUGGAGGACCCGGAAACUCCCUUCGACUUUGAUAGCUUCUAUGAGCGGUUACGUUGUGGCUUCGUGCGCAUGAUGCUGCUGGCCCUGCACGUCUGCCACAUUGUGGUGUAUGUGGAGACCGGCCAGACCUUCGAUCCCAUGCUGGUCACCAUUUUUCAGCUGUUGAAAUUUGCAAGGGAGCAGCAUAUUCUGCAGUUCCUGCCGCAAAUGAUCAGGGACUCGCCCGCCGCUAAGAUGGGCGAGAAAGCUCGACUGUGUGCCCCGAGAAUGCUCUUCCUGUUUGAGAACUUUCCGCAUGAUGAGGCCAAAACAAAGGAGGUUGUCUCCGCCUACGAGUUUCAGACGGAGGACGUCAUCUACGAGUUGCUGCGACACCACAACAUCGUGACCAACAGCAGCAGCACUUCGCUGGUGGCUUUGCCCAACAACAAGCAGUUCGUCUUCUUCAACGCCUACGAAGAAUUGCGUCCGGAUAAGCUCCUGAAGGCAAUUGAUUGCCUGAAACUGGCGAUGUACAAACCCGAUUGCAAAGAGGAGGAGGAUGACCUGGAGAUCCUUGAGCUCGCUCCUUUUCCUGGUUUUGUCAAGCCCUAUGGUCCUCCGCUCGACGAGAAGCAGUUGGAGGAGCAGCAGUACAAGAAGGAUCACACGGUUUGGCACUUUUUGCAGCGACACGUUCAGGAUGCCUUGAUCGGUUGCUUUGAUGAGGGCUCCUUCAAACAGAUGCCGCAGCUCGGGCAGUUCCAUUUGCUAAACAUCCAGGAGUGGCAAGACUGCAUGAAUACUCUGCACAAGUUGCUUAUAGAGAAUGCCAAGGAUCCGAAUCAGGAAACUACCAAUGAGGAUUAUAAAAUCUUCCUCCAGAAGUUUGACGACAGCUUGAAUUAUGAAAAGAAGUUUUGGACCCACCUGAGCGAACUGGGACUGAAGAAGGGAAUAUCCGCUUAUAAGAACGCAGCUCCCGCUAAUUAUGGCAGCGCCACCCAUAGACAACUUCUAGCAGACGCCACUGCGGCUUUUGAGGAGGAGGGACGCGGUCCACAGGCAAAGGCCGCACUGGCCAAACUGGCAGCCGUGUGCUUGAAGCACUGGCAGGACGGCAGGCAGCAGUGCGAGCAGCUCAGCCUGCGAUCCCAUCCCUGCACGCUGCCCAAGAACGUGCCGCACGAGAAGCACAACAGCGGAGUGAUCCACAUCUCGAGCUGCAAUUGCGGACGCACACAGGGUCGACGGGAGGAUCCGUUUAGUCUCCGGCAGGCCAACUACGAUUACUACGAGCACAUGGCUCAAAUGUGCAACCUCUGUGUGAAGGUCAAGCAGUACCAGUUCCCCAUUUUCGAGCCAUCUGUAAGUGAUUACCGGGCGGCGGCUUUUGAAGCAGCUUUUCCACUUCUACACACGGGCAAGGGUGGCUUACCGCAAGGUGAAGAUGAAGAGGAGGAGGCGGAGGACGAGGAGGAGGAAGGCCAGGAGCCACAGCAGCCGACGGAGAAGGAGCAGCAGAACUCCCCCAGCAACGGAUGCUCCCAGCCGCUUUCGCCCACCUUCGGUUCGGAUCUCAACAUGUCCAUCGCUGGCUUUGGCGCCUCUCUGAACGAAUCGCAGGCCAGCUCCGAGCAGUUGACGAACUCCGAGCCGAACUCCACGAGCAGUGGCACUUCGAGUGCCGACACGGACAACGAACUGGUGGUGCAGAUUCAGGAGCCAGCGAAGAAGGAAGCGCGCGAGAAAGCCGCUCCAUCGAAUGCUUACUCCACAUCUACAACGGAGUAUUUACCUGGAUUGGUGCACACAAUCAGCGACUUUGGUUUGUUGCCUCUCUUUCCGAGUUGGUCGCUGGCCUGCGUGGGUCCCAGUUCCAUUUACAGCCACAACACCGGUCUGCAGGAGCACUUCCAGAGCGGCUUCCUGUCGGGAGCGAACUUCCUGCUGCCCUGGGAUGUCCAACUGAGAUUGGUCCACGCGCCCAAGCACCAGCACCAUCCGCACCACCAGCAACAGCAUCCCGGAAAGAAGCAGCAGCGGUGGAAGAAGCAAGGGGAUCGCCUGUCGCUCAAGAUCUUCGUGGGCAUGGAGUACGAGUGCUCGCGAGGACACCGCUUCAUGAUGUGCGCUCCGGAUCGUGUGCUGCGCGGCGGAGCGGACAUCGAGCGGGACACCUGCAGCAAGGUGGUGCACAACAACAUGCCGCUCUACUAUCCCUGCCCCUGUCGCUCCCAGAACAACUACCUGGCGCAGCUGAUGCGCAUCCAUGUGGUGACGCCCAAGGCCCCGGUCAACAUCAUCGUGGAUCCGAAGGUGUGCGUCGGCAAGGGGAAGUACACCUUCACCCUCGGCAGCAUAAUCCCGCCUCGACUCUCGCAGAGCGCCUAUUGGAUCAUCCGACUGCCGUACGUUUAUCAGGGCGACGACGUUCUGAUCGCUCCGCCGGAGAAACUGGAACCAGAUGACCCGAUGGCCGGUGGUUACCUGCUGCCCGGAAUGUUCGGCGUGGCCGAAACGGACCCCUCGAUUGAUUUAAAUGAACCUGGACGGAUGGUGGCAUCCGCUUCGGGAACCUUUACUAGAAUUUAAGCCAUUUUCGUAGAUUAAAUCUACACAAAUAAAAACAAAAAGUUAUCACCUUUGCAAGGCGAACCCAAAAGAAAAGUCUCGAUAUUUAAAUAUAACGAUUAAUGUAAUCUCUUCAGGCGAUUUUGGGAAAUACGCGACGUGGAAUAGUUGGAAUCCUUUUGACUCCAACAGGGGCAAGGGAAAACCUUUGGGAUGUAAAAUGAGCAGCAUAAAGUAGAGCUUAAUACUAACAAAUGUAAUAUCUUUAAAAGAUAAUGUGCAAAUACAAUACGUCCAUUUCCUGGAUGAUCCUCUA
Messenger RNA from Drosophila ficusphila, 3210 nucleotides. RefSeq names its product protein SMG8. The transcript has 4 exons. NCBI's taxonomy places the organism in Eukaryota, Metazoa, Arthropoda, Insecta, Diptera, Drosophilidae. The record is from RefSeq and is a predicted model, not a curated record. The coding region runs from base 57 to 2915 and encodes 952 amino acids. Gene Ontology annotation, biological process: nuclear-transcribed mRNA catabolic process, nonsense-mediated decay.